Molecule: messenger RNA, 1526 nt
Organism: Balaenoptera acutorostrata (minke whale)
Lineage: Eukaryota; Metazoa; Chordata; Mammalia; Artiodactyla; Balaenopteridae
Product: cerebellin-1
Exons: 1
Coding region: 35-616 (193 amino acids)
Cellular component (GO): glutamatergic synapse; synaptic cleft
Molecular function (GO): protein binding
Source: RefSeq, a predicted model, not a curated record
CGGGGUGGGGGGCGGGGUGGGCGCCGGCGCCGCGAUGCUGGGCGUCGUGGAGCUGCUGCUGCUGGGGGCAGCAUGGCUGGCGGGCCCGGCCCUCGGGCAGAAUGAGACGGAGCCCAUCGUGCUGGAGGGCAAGUGCCUGGUGGUUUGCGACUCCAACCCUACGUCCGAUCCCACGGGCACAGCUCUGGGCAUCUCUGUGCGCUCCGGCAGCGCUAAGGUCGCUUUCUCUGCCAUCAGAAGCACCAACCACGAGCCGUCCGAGAUGAGUAAUCGCACCAUGAUCAUCUACUUCGACCAGGUACUAGUGAACAUCGGGAACAACUUUGAUUCAGAACGCAGCACUUUCAUCGCCCCGCGCAAAGGGAUCUACAGUUUUAACUUCCACGUGGUAAAAGUCUACAACAGACAGACCAUCCAGGUGAGCCUCAUGUUAAACGGGUGGCCGGUGAUUUCAGCCUUCGCUGGUGACCAGGACGUGACCCGGGAAGCCGCCAGCAACGGAGUUCUAAUCCAGAUGGAGAAAGGCGACCGAGCAUACCUCAAGCUGGAGCGAGGAAACUUGAUGGGGGGCUGGAAGUACUCGACCUUCUCGGGAUUCCUCGUAUUUCCCCUCUGACUGGCUCAUCGCGGGAAUGGAGGCAGGGAGAGGGCGAAGGCAGGAGGGGAAAAUGAUAAAGAGGCAGAACUUUAGAGGACGAGAAAGCAGCACGACUUCAAACUUCCUACAUGUUCCGCAGCUGUAUCCGGGUAAAAGGUGCGCACCCGGCGGUCGGACAACUUUGUCCGUUUCCUCUAGGAGAAGUAAAUUCCGCUUAGCUCUGCGCACUCCCAUUUCCAAAAAUAAACUCGCCUCCCGCAUUCCAGUGGCAGUAAUCAAGAGAGACUCCUUGUCAUUGUUUCUUACCCUCAUGUUCACGUUCCCUACAAUUUAUGUAAAAGAAACUUUGCAUUUCACUGUAUAAUGUGAAAUAUCUUCCUCCUCUGAGUCGCCAUCUGAAUCUUUACACCCGCUGAAAUCUAAUAUGUCCCUCCCCCCUUUUUUAUUUUGGAGAGGGGGGAAGGUGUUUUUUGGUUUUUUUGUUUGUUUUUGUUUUUCUGUUUUUGUUUUUGUUUUUUUGAUGGGGAGGUAGUUUUAAUUUGGCAAGUAUUGCUCGGAAAACACCCGCUCGAAUUAAUUAGCUGAAGAUACUUUGUAUCCUCGGCUGCUUGUUAGCAGAGAAAGAACUCACCUUAGCGGUGACUGGUUAAAAAAAAAAAAAUAUAUAUAUAUAAAUAUAUAUCAUUUGUACACGAAGAACUCUUCCCAGUGGAAACUGGCUGUAUUUCCGUAUUUCUAUGUCCUAUUCGGAGUGAUCGUGAAAUCUAAGGCUGCUUGAUGUUCUGAUGCUUGUUAAUGCCCUCGUGUCCUGUAGCUCCACUAAACGCCAGGAGGUUCUUCCGGACGCUUCCUCGUCCUCUGUAACAUACCUGUGAAUAGCCAAGAUUUAAUUUUGCUUUAAUCCAAUAAAGUUGAAGUGGGACUUUUA